CUCGAAAGAAGCAACAUGGGCCCAAAUCCUCUUAGGCUUUUUCUUAGCAUACUGACCCCUACAUAUGGGCAAAAUAUAAGCAAAAUCGGCGUGAAUCACUUGAAACGGUUCCCUCGUUAGUUUAUAUUUUUAUAAUUAGACGGACAAGUUAUACAAUUAUCUCCAACAAUACAAUCGCCACUUGUUACCAUUGGUAAUUCUGGUCAACAAUACGCAGUUUUAUCUCAGCAAAAUCAAAUUCAAGCACCAGCUCAAUAUAUUCAAAUAGCUGCAUCUCAAGUGGCUGAAAAUAUGCAUCAGCAACAACAACAGCCAACAACAGCACCGGCAAAAAAUGUACAUGUGUCAACAACACCAAAUGCCAUGCAACCACAACAACGUUCUACUACAUCAGCUCAUAUUACCAUAACAGCAGCUCAAUUACAACAAAUAUUAAAUGCUUCACAUAAAACUAAUAAUAAUAACGCAAUAACAACAACAACAACAAGACCAAUACAACAAAUUGAUAAUAAUAAUCAAUCAUCGGAUCAAACAACUACAGUUGAUAUUAAACAACAACCUGUUUAA
This is a messenger RNA of Rotaria sp. Silwood2, 567 nucleotides long. The record is from the annotation of a GenBank genome assembly. NCBI's taxonomy places the organism in Eukaryota, Metazoa, Rotifera, Eurotatoria, Philodinida, Philodinidae.